Molecule: messenger RNA, 1386 nt
Organism: Hansenula anomala
Lineage: Eukaryota; Fungi; Ascomycota; Saccharomycetes; Phaffomycetales; Wickerhamomycetaceae
Gene: BNA5
Product: kynureninase
Exons: 1
Coding region: 1-1386 (461 amino acids)
Biological process (GO): NAD+ biosynthetic process
Cellular component (GO): cytoplasm
Molecular function (GO): kynureninase activity; pyridoxal phosphate binding
Source: RefSeq, a predicted model, not a curated record
AUGUCAUUUGAACAAGCACAAGCGUUAGAUAAUGAAUAUCCAGUUCUUUCAUCUGAUUUCAAUAUUCCAACAUUCAAAUCUGUUGGAUUAAAACCUACCAAAACAGCCAACGAAGAUGAUCAAGUUACAUAUCUUUGUGGUAAUAGUUUAGGAUUGAUGCCUAAAUCCACCAAGGAUGCUAUAUUGAACGAAUUAGAUGCCUGGUCUGCUCGUGGUGUUGAAUCUCAUUUCAAUCAUCCUACAUCAACAUGUUGGAUGGAUAUUGAUUUACCAGUGGUUCCGAAAUUAGCACCAAUUGUUGGAGCAUUAGAAGAGGAAAUCGCUAUAAUGGGAUCGUUAACAAGUAAUUUGAAUGCAUUAAUGGUUGCUUUUUAUAAACCAAUAGGUUCCAAAACAAAGAUUUUAUUUGAGAAAAAUUCUUUCCCAUCAGAUUAUUAUGCAAUUUAUAAUCAAAUUAAAUUGAAAGGGUUAGAUCCAAAAGAAAAUAUGAUUCAAUUAAAACCAAGGUUAGGUGAUGCAUAUUACAUCAAGACUCAAGAUAUUUUGGAUACAAUUGAACAAAAUCAUGAAAAAAUUGCAAUGGUGUUAUUACCAGGUAUUCAAUAUUAUACUGGACAAUUAUUUGAUAUUGCUAAAAUCACAAGUUUUGCUAAAAAAUAUGAUAUAAUUGUUGGAUGGGAUUUAGCACAUGCCGUGGGGAAUGUUCCAUUGAAACUACAUGAUUGGGGUGUUGAUUUUGCCACAUGGUGUUCAUAUAAGUAUUUAAAUUCAGGACCUGGUGGGGUUUCAGGUAUUUUUGUCAAUACAGCACAUGGUUCAAAUGUUGAAGAUGAAUAUAUACCAAGAUUAGCUGGUUGGUGGGGGAAUAAUUCUACUAAAAGAUUUCAAAUGUUGGAAAAUUUCGAACCAAUUAAAGGUGCUUUAGGUUUUAGACAAUCAAAUCCAAGUGUUGUUGAUGUUGUUUCAUUGAAAAGUUCUUUAGAAAUUGUGGAAAAAUUUGGAGGAAUUGGUAAAUUAAGAGAAAAAUCUAUUAAAUUAACAAAUUUUUUAGAACAUGCAUUGCAAAAUUCUAGAUAUUAUAUUACACCAGAAGAAUCAUUUGACAAAACUAGUGAUUUUCCUGAAUUUACAAUCCUAACACCAGAAUCAUCAGAUGAAAGAGGUGCUCAAUUAUCAUUAUUAUUCUUCCCAAGAACAAGUGAAACUCGUAAAGGUAUUAUGGAUGAAAUUUUCAACUAUUUACGUGAUAAUGGUGUUAUCUGUGAUGAAAGAAGACCAGAUGUUAUAAGAUUAGCACCUGUGCCAUUAUACAAUACGUUUGCUGAUGUCUAUAAAGCUGUUCAAGUAUUGGAAAGUGCUUUUGAACAUUUGUCAAUAUUACAAUAG